AUUUUUUUGAAGACCUCAUCGAAAUCGGUUAAGAAAUAACUAAAUUAUACGUUUUUGAAAUUUCUCCUACAUUAAUUAUUACAAGUGGCGCCUAAUAUUGUUUACUACGGCAAUCCUCUAAAAGGGCAAUGUACUGAACUUGACCUAGUCUCGAAAAGUAUGAUGGCCGCCAUCGUAACAGCCAAUCAGGUGCGUCGAAUAAGCUUAUUACAAUUACACCUGCAUAGUUCAGUUAGUCACCCGCGAUGUCUUGGUUGGUGUACUUCGCUGCACUAGAUUUUAAGUUAUAAUUACGUAAAAACGUAAUAAUUAUUUUAGUUAAUUAAUUUUAUGUCUGUCCUGAUUACACAGUUUGGCUAUGGCCCUUUCUGUUUUGUUUCUACUUCCAGUAGUUAUGGAAAUUUGCUUAUCUAUGGAAACUUCUAACCGUUGCCCAAUUUAAAUAAACAUAACCAACAAAUUUUACGUAGAAUUUAAAUCAUAAUUUUCUUUCUGAAAAGCCUUUUAGUAAUUAAAUAUACUUGGAAAGAUAGUUGUCGUUUAUAGAAAAGUAACGGGUGGUUUGAGUUAGUAAUAACAAGUGUGUAGUUGAUAAUUCGUACUAGUAAUGAUUGGAAGAAGCUUAAGAAAAAUAUAAAAUUACAAUUUAGUUUUUGUAUAAUUUACAUUAUUAAUUGUAUUUAAAGAAAUGAGUUUCAAUGUGUUUCAUAGUGAUAGUCUAAAAAAACGUGUGUUUGAAACAAAACCAGCUGAUAAGGAUGGGCUUUUGUUAACCUUACAUCAUCGACAAUUGAAUAGAGAAAUAAGGCUGCUUUAUGCAAGUUUUAAUAAGACUGGUAGACUAUUAGCUGUUUCAGAUCACAGUAAAAAUCUUUUCAUACUUGAUGUCUACAAUAACAGAUGUUGGGGUUUUCCUAGUAACAUAUCUUCAACUGCUCUUAAAUUUUCUGAGUUCAAUGAUUAUGAGUUAGUUGUUGGUACAAAUUAUGGUGAAGUACAUAUUUUACAUGUGGAAACAUCUAAACCUAUAGCUACACUUACUGGUCAUACUAAUUCUGUUAAAAGUAUAUCAUUUAUGCCAGAGUUGUUGUGUUUAACUGCGUCCAAAGGGGAAGGCUUAAUUUGGGAUUUUAAGACAUUUUCACGCUUGCAAGUCCUCUCAAUUGAGUCAGGAUGUACUUUGAAAAUUGCAUUAUUUAUACCACAAAAAAGUUAUAUACUGGCAAGUGUAAGUAAUGACACUAUUUUGAUAUGGAAAUAUUCUGAUUUACAAUGUAUUAAGAAAAUUUCUUCAGCUCCGUGGUAUAAAGGAAAAAUCAGUUGCAUAUCCAUUACAAGAAAUGGGAGAGUUAUGGUCUUAGGUGGUUAUUCUAAUUAUCUAGCAGUUUUCUUGCUGGAUGACUUUUCACUUUCUUAUUUUAUCGAACUAUCAAGCUCUGUACGUUCAGUUAAAGAUAUCCAGUUUAUUCCGCAGCCUUUUGACGGUGGGGCCCAUAAACUGCUUACAAUUUUAGCAGGAAACGGAAUACUUUAUUUUUAUGACAUGGAAGCAAACUGUUUCAUAAACCAAAUCAAAAAUGCUCAGGAAAUAGCAAAGUUCAGUAUUUCAUCAAAUGGUGAACAUUUAGCUUGCAUAUUUAACGAAGGAUUUAUGAAUGUUUAUAAACUUAAUUCGUUACUAAAAAAUUCACGUUUCAAAAAAGCACAAACAAGAGGAUCUGACCAAUGCAAAAUUAACUCAUUUAAAAUAAAAGACUCUUCUUCUGUAGAAGUAGAGGUCAGGAAAAUGCUGAGUAUCGAAAAAUUGAAAAAUAUUUUGAGUAUCUUUGGAAAAUACCCAGAUCAUUUUCGUUUACAAAUUUGGACACAGUUGCUACAACUACCAAAGAAUAAUGAAUUGUAUAAUGGUUUUAUAAAUAAUGUCUAUCAACGAUGUUUUCCUGAUCUAGAACGAAAAUAUCCCCUAGAAAAUAAGUUGUAUCUAAAAAAUUUACGCAGAUUACUAUCAAAUUUAGUAACAUGGAGCCCAUUUCUGAAGGAUGUUUCGUAUUUACCAAUAUUUGUAUUUCCUUUUGUAAAAAUCUUUAGAAAUAAUCCUGUCGUUUGUUUUGAGGCUGUUUGCACAAUAAUUAUUAAUUGGUGUCAGUAUUGGUUUGAAUAUUUCCCACUACCACCUGCUAAUAUUCUGGGAAUAAUCGGGAAUUUGUUACUGGAACAUGAUCAGGUUUUAGCAGCCCAUUUGUCAGUUUUAUCACACCCAAAAACAUAUAUUUGGCCAUUGUUAGAAACAUGCUUUUCCGAAGUUCUUACCUCCGACGAUUGGUGUUGUUUGUGGGACCACAUUUUGACAAACGAACCGUACUUCUUACAUUUUUGUGUAGUUGCGUACAAUAUUGUAAACCGUGAAGUGCUCCUUUCUUUGCACUCCAGAGAUGAAUUUGAAUAUUUUUAUCAUAAUGCAAACCCAAUUGAUAUUAAAAAAGUGAUUUCAAAAUCUUAUAAAUUAAUGAAUAGCACAUGUGAAAGAAAUCACCCUAAACAGUAUUUAUAUGAAUUUGCAAAAUUAGAGGAGGGCCAUUAUCCAAAAUGCAUAGAUUCUCCUUCGAUUAUAUUUGUGGAUGGUACAGAUCCUAAAGAACUACUUACAUUAGAAAAUGAAAAGGAGACGAUUCAAAAAGAGGAAGAGCAUUUGGAAGAUAUAAUAAAUAAGACAAAAACAAAAGUCGAUGAAAUUAAAAAAGAGAAAACAAAAAAUGAACUAUUAGAGAAACUGGAAAUCGCUUGUAAAGAAGAAAUAAAGAAUGAACGCGAACAGAUUCAGAAAAGGAGAAAGAAAUUAGAACAAAUGAGAAUGGCUUUAUAUAAGGAAGAAUUGAAACUAUUGGAUGCAUAUCAGGAAAAACUACAAAAAGAAAAUGUGCUCAAAGAAGAACAAAAAUUAACUAAAAUGAGAAAUGAUAUUGAAAAUACUAAGAACAAUGAAAUAUUAGAAGUUGCAAAAGCUGAAAACGACUUUCUUAGGAAUUAUGUCAGCAUUGUUAAACAAAAAAUUAACAUUGAUAGUGCCUUUAGCAAACCAAAAGAACAACAUUCAUUAACACAGGAACAAAUGGAUUUAAAGUCAUUGCAAAACCAAUUGCAUGAUUAUAUAAAAGAGGUACAAGAUGAUAACAAAAGAACCGACUACUAUAAAGCUCUGUGUUUAACAACCAGUAAAAAUAUUAUUGAGAAUUUAAUUCAACGAGUUCAAUUCGAAUUAAUAAGUGAAAAUAAGGAGAAAGACAAGUUAAAAGAAUUAGAAUCUGCAUCGCUAGAUAUUGAAAAAGGGGUUUCUUCUUUAUUGAAAAGUAUUGGAAGCUCAGAAAAUUGUGAUAAUAAGGAAAUAUCAGAAAGUCCACCCCAGUGUAAAAGGAAACAAAGAAAACUAAGGUUUAGAAAAACUCGUUCUUCUGUAAAAUAGCUAUCUUCUUAUUAAACAUGUUCAAUAGUA
This is a messenger RNA of Agrilus planipennis (emerald ash borer), 3490 nucleotides long. RefSeq names its product TBC1 domain family member 31. Gene Ontology annotation, molecular function: protein binding. Bases 689 to 3460 code for a protein of 923 amino acids. Gene Ontology annotation, cellular component: centrosome. NCBI's taxonomy places the organism in Eukaryota, Metazoa, Arthropoda, Insecta, Coleoptera, Buprestidae. The record is from RefSeq and is a predicted model, not a curated record. The transcript is spliced from 9 exons.